AUGACAAGUGAUAGCACUGCAGAUGAAAAUGUAACAAACUUGGAGAACUUGACCAUACUGGCGCAAGAGCACCACCCUUCACUAGCACCCUCACUGCCAAACCCUGCUUCAACAAAUACAACAUCAGUAACCUCCUACCAACAACAACAACAACAACAACAACCUAAAUCUAAAAAGCAGAGGAAACCACAAACUCAAGAAGAAUACAAUCACCAGCUUCAACUCUGGCAAAAAACAGGACCACAAAUUAACACCGAGACAUGGCUAUAUGAAAACAUGGACAAUUUAAACGUGGACAAUAAAGCAGAUAGAACUAAAGCCCUACAUGCAUGCGAAAAGGCAUACUACGAAAGAGACUGGACCAAAUGUUUGCAAAUGUGUAAAGUUGCCGAAUUACUAUUUGGUGUAGAUUUCGGAGAGUUGGAGGCAGAGGAAGAAGCACUAUUACAACAAUUUAAAGAUGUGAAAAAAAAGAGCAGAAUCUGUUCAAAGUUGGAAAAACAAGUUUACGAAUUAUGGAAUAUUAAACUGCGAUGUAUCAUGAGAGCUAAACAAAGAGAUAAAGAUAAAGAGGAAGCAUAA
Lodderomyces elongisporus is the source of this 582-nucleotide messenger RNA. RefSeq lists its product as uncharacterized. The transcript has a single exon. The record is from RefSeq and is a predicted model, not a curated record. Bases 1 to 582 code for a protein of 193 amino acids. Lineage: Eukaryota; Fungi; Ascomycota; Pichiomycetes; Serinales; Debaryomycetaceae.